Diabrotica balteata is the source of this 1492-nucleotide messenger RNA. NCBI's taxonomy places the organism in Eukaryota, Metazoa, Arthropoda, Insecta, Coleoptera, Chrysomelidae. The record is from the annotation of a GenBank genome assembly.
GGAAGUGUCAAAAUUUGCAAAGUAGCAAGGGAAAUCGUUUUAUUUUUAUCGACCUAAAAGUACUGUAGUUCCAAUAAUUGAUAAUUUAAUUCUUCAGAUCAGGAAAAUGGUUGUGUUAGUGAUGUAGUUGUGAACUUAACAACAGUGAAAAAUCACCAGGAUCCUUCAUAGGUGUAGACAAAAUAUUUAAAUAUAUAUUUUUGUGUAGAUAAAAACAUCAACAGCAUAUGUCAACUAUGGAUUCCUCAGUGGGCAGUUCUAGUCCUUUAGAUUUAAAUUCAACACAAAGUACCGAGAUAAUAGAAUCUGCUCUAGAACCUGAUCCAAUAUUCUUACAAACUAAAUUAUGUCAAACUGUAGCUGGGCUAUUUGUCUGGGCAGCUCUAUUUUUGACUUGUAGUCAAAUCUACCAUCAUCUCAGGUGGUAUACAAAUCCUUCUGAACAACGUUGGAUUGUAAGGAUACUAUUUAUUGUACCAAUUUAUGCUAUAUACUCAUGGAUAAGCCUCUUAUUCUUUAACUCACAUACCUACUAUGUAUAUUUCUUCACAGUUCGUGACUGUUAUGAAGCAUUUGUAAUUUAUAACUUUUUAUCCCUAUGUUAUGAGUACUUAGGAGGAGAAUCAAAUAUUAUGUCAGAAAUUCGAGAAAAACCUAUUAGAUCUAGUUGUAUGUUUGGUACUUGUUGUCUAAAUGGAAAGACUUACACAAUUGGAUUUUUAAGGUUUUGCAAACAAGCAACCCUACAGUUUUGUCUGGUAAAACCUAUAAUGGCAUUUAUAAUUAUAUUCUUACAAGCUUUUGGGCACUAUAGAGAUGGAGAUUGGAGCCCUGAUGGUGGUUAUUUAUACAUUACCAUAAUAUAUAAUAUAUCUGUAUCUCUUGCCUUAUAUGGACUGUUCUUAUUUUAUUUUGCUACACGAGAACUACUUACACCUUUUGAACCAGUAUUGAAGUUUUUCACAGUUAAGUCCGUUAUAUUUUUAUCAUUUUGGCAAGGAGUUGCUUUAGCCAUCCUGGAAAAGGCAGACGUUAUUUCCCCUAUGGUAGAUAGUAAUGGAGUACGCACAUAUGGGACAGUUUCUGCAGGUUACCAAAACUUUUUAAUUUGCAUCGAAAUGUUCUUCGCCGCUGUAUCUUUAAGAUACGCGUUUCCUUACAAAAUCUAUGCUCAAGGAUGCCGAGCCGACUCAAGAGGACGAUCAGUUACGAUGCAGAGCAUUUCUAGCAGUCUUAAAGAAACCAUGAAUCCCAAGGAUAUUAUGACUGACGCCAUCCACAACUUCCAUCCUCAAUACCAACAGUAUACUCAGUAUAGCUCAAAUGUGAUCUCACGACAACCUUACGAAAGUUUGUGACAAACACAGUUCAGUGAUGAUUAACUAAGUUUACUUGGUUAGUCAUUCACUGAGCUGAAUUCCUUACUUACUUAUUUACAAAAUAAUGCUUUACGAUCUAAUUUAUUUUAAGAAAUACAUAUAAUACAGAAAGU